GGAGAUUUAAAUUAAACACCCACCCCAUCUUAACAGUAUAUAGGGCUUUCCUGACUAGCUAGGUCAUAACGAACUUGUGGCUAAAAGAGCACACACAGGAAACUAGCCAGCUAACUACGCACCCAAAACAAAGUAAAGUAGAUCCCCACAACCGAUAAGAAGCAUAAAGAAACAUAUUGAAUUGUUUACAAUGUUGUCGAAUAUGGACUUUAUGCUCAAUUCAAACUUAAUUGUCUUGGUUCCUCAGUAAAAACACACAAAUUAAUAAAGAAUAUUGUAAUAUGAAAUAACUUGCAACACACAAAUUAUCUUAUAGUUUAUCAGUAAAACACACAUAUUAUAUAAUAGAGAAUAUUGCAUUGUAAAAUAACUUCUACAUACAAAUUAUUCGCAUGAAGUGCAAUUUGCAAAUUUGGGGAUGACAGAUUAUUUAAAAAAAUGGCGGACGACAAGGAAGUGUUGAGAGAAGUUUGGGAGGGACGUCUUCCAGUUUGUUUUAACAUGAGUCCUGAUGAGAUUACUACAGUUGAGCAGCCUGAACCAUGCUAUUUACUUGUACCACGGAUGAGUUAUUUUCCUCUUGUUACAGAUAAAGUUUUUCGUCAUUUUCAGAAAGCAAGUAAUCAAGAUGAUAUUAAUGAAAUGUGGCUAGAGUAUAAUGGCCAGCCGUUAAAGUGGCAUUACCCAAUUGGUGUACUGUAUGAUUUGUAUGCAUCUAAUGUACUUCCAUGGAAUGUGACAAUACAUUUUAGAAAGUUUCCUGAAUCAGAAAUUAUCAGGUGUUAUGGACGAGAAGGUGUAGAGGCGCAUUUCAUGUCAACAUUAAAAGAAGCUGAUAGUCUAAAACAUAGAUCUGCAGUUAUGAAUGCUAUGAAAAAGAAUGAUCAUAAACAGCUCUGGAUGGGCCUUUAUAAUGAUAAGUAUGAUCAAUUUUGGUCCAUCAAUAAAAGAUUGAUGGAAAGAUUAAACAGCGAGCCGUUUCGAAAUAUUCCUAUCCGUAUAUAUCAAACAGAUGGCCUGAUGUUGCAAAAAUUAUAUAAGACUGUAUCCAAUGAUGGAGAUUUAAACACAUUUGGUGGUUUCUUAAAGCUAUGUGUGCCACAUGUUUUAGAUGAGAAUAACUCUGAAAAAGUCUCUGAUGAAUGGAAAGUUUUGAUUCAAGGAUUAAACCCACCGUUAGAAACACCUGUUCAGUGGUUAAGCGAACACUUAAGUCACCCGGAUAAUUUUUUGCAUGUUGUUGUUUUACGUUCUUACCGAAAUCCUGCACAGUCCACAUUUUAAAUUUACAUUUUGGGGUGAACUAAAAUAAAAAUACAAGUACAUGCAAGGCAGUUUUUUUAUAAACAGUUAUAUCCAAGUUCAGUUCACAAAUAUUUAAAAUUGAUGUACAUACAAGUGACAUGUUUUCUGUUGUAAUAUGACUUUUUUGACUUUGUGUUCUUAUUUCAAUGAAGAACAUUUUAGCUUUUAACAUCUGCAAAAAAAAGAUUUUGCCAGAUAUAGCGUUCGAGGAAAAUAAAAUUAGUAAUGAAGAUAUUUUUUGAGAAUUUUAAAUUUUGAGUUCAUAAAAAUUGGAACUUAGAAUUUGUAUAUCUUGAGUUGUAUGUCUAAUUUCGAUUUUCUCAACAUAGUGCAUUAUUUGGGUUCUAAUAAUGCAAUGUAUCGUAAAUUUGCUUUUGUAUUGAUUAUAUCAGAUAUUAUUUUUAAUAUUA
Molecule: messenger RNA, 1715 nt
Organism: Hydractinia symbiolongicarpus
Lineage: Eukaryota; Metazoa; Cnidaria; Hydrozoa; Anthoathecata; Hydractiniidae
Product: autophagy protein 5-like
Exons: 3
Coding region: 439-1284 (281 amino acids)
Biological process (GO): cellular response to nitrogen starvation; nucleophagy; autophagosome assembly
Cellular component (GO): phagophore assembly site membrane; cytoplasm; Atg12-Atg5-Atg16 complex
Source: RefSeq, a predicted model, not a curated record